AUGAUACCGCUUUAUUUUAGCGUGACGGUCAGGACGGUAGCGUUUUGUCUGGUGCAGCAGCGCAACAAGACGGUCAAGGUUUCCGCCUACCGGCGUCCGGCACGAGCGUCGCCGACGGGGCAGGCGCGCAAGGCACACAUCGGCGUGAAGCGGCUCUCGGCGGAGUAUGUGUCGCCAGGCGACGUACUGGUCAAGCAGCGCAAAACCAUCGCGCAGAAUCCAGAUGUAACGCGCAACAGGCACUUCAAGAUCUACCCGGGCGAGAACGUCGGCGUAUCUUCCAAGACGACAACGCUGUUCGCACUUGCAGCGGGGCGCGUGAAGUACACGCACGACGUGUGCCGCAACGUCAAGCUCGUAAACGUGCUCCCGGAGCCGCCGGACGAGCUGCUGCGCGACGAUUUGUGGCGCUACCGCACGGAGCACGUGUCUAGCGUACAGGACAACUGCGCGCUGGUCUGGCGCCGCGUGAAGAGCGCCCACUACAUGCUAGACGCGGACAAGCUGCUCAACCCGCCGCGCAAGCCGCCGCCGAGGGCGCAGUUCCUCUCACGCAACGACCCCUGGAACAACCAGGCAUACCCCGACCUGCCCAUCAACUACAGGUUCCCGCCGAAAUGA
Babesia bigemina is the source of this 621-nucleotide messenger RNA. RefSeq lists its product as hypothetical. Gene Ontology annotation, cellular component: mitochondrial large ribosomal subunit; ribosome. The transcript has a single exon. Gene Ontology annotation, biological process: translation. Bases 1 to 621 code for a protein of 206 amino acids. Gene Ontology annotation, molecular function: structural constituent of ribosome. The record is from RefSeq and is a predicted model, not a curated record. Lineage: Eukaryota; Apicomplexa; Aconoidasida; Piroplasmida; Babesiidae.